CUUGUCUCUACACAAGGCUGCCGGCACUGACGCAGCUUUGUUCCGUCUACACCUCCUGCCUUGCCACGCCUUCUCGCCGCUACCAUCUACAACAACUAGCUGCGCCUUGAAGAACAUAGGCAGAGACGUUCACUCUCUUGCGUUGGAACCCUCAUAGCUCCAGGCCAAGACCGACGGGCGAGUGCAAACGUCGCAGACACCCCAACAUGGGCGGCUUCGACUUCAGCAACUACAACAGGAAUGUGGCUCUCCACGCUCGUGGAGUGCCCCUGCCAAAGGCUACUAGCACUGGCACAACCAUUGUUGGGUGUCUAUACGACGGGGGGGUCGUGAUAGCAGCCGACACUCGUGCCACCAGUGGACCGAUCGUUGCAGACAAGAAUUGCGAAAAGCUACACUACAUCGCCCCACAAAUAUGGUGCGCUGGUGCUGGCACAGCUGCUGACACCGAGUUCACCACAGCUCUCAUCUCCUCCAACAUUGAACUCCAUGCGCUGUCCACAGGGCGCAAGCCGCGCGUUGUUACGGUCAUGACCAUGCUCAAGCAGCACCUCUUCCGAUAUCAGGGUCACAUAGGCGCCUACCUCGUCGUUGCUGGUUGCGACCCCACAGGCUCGCAUCUCUUCACCGUCCACGCCCACGGUUCCACGGACAAGCUGCCCUACGUGACCAUGGGCUCCGGCAGUCUGGCCGCGAUGGCCAUGUUUGAGACGAUGUGGAAGCCAGAAUUGACCAAGGAUGAGGCCGUCAAGCUGUGCUCGGAGGCCAUUCUGGCCGGUAUCUUUAACGAUCUAGGUUCUGGCAGCAACGUGGACGUGUGCGUGAUCACGCCGGAGAAGGCGACGCUCAUGAGGAACUACAUCAAGCCGAACGAGAGGGAGAAGAAGUUGCGGGACUACAGGUUCCCCAAAGGUACGACGGCGGUGCUGAAUGAGAAGGUGAUCACCAAGGAUGAGCUGAGCAAGUUUGUGACGGUGCACGAGCUGAAGGACGACGACAUCCCCGCGGAGGCCGAGAAGAUGGACGUGGACCCAUCAGGCGGUGGGUUUGGAAAGUAAGACAGCGAAACUUUGUUGGCGUUGAAACGUUCAAAAGCGGCGAGCACGUUGGGGCGUCACGGGAACAAAGGAUGUACAAUCGACAUUGCGUUAGAAAGAAAAGGCAAGGCACGUCCGGAUUGCUGUUCGGACUAGAUGGAUGUGUAACCAUAUUACCGCAGCAAGAAAUCACACAGGAGCAGCGAUUGCUCGUUCACCCAGCGCCCAUGAUGCCACCUACCACCAUUUCCCACGCUUCAGCGCAAGCUGAGAUGCGACGUUUCCUCGACCUACUCUGCUCCCGUUGCCCUUCCGUCCCACGCUUUCCUGAACCGAUCCGUCCGGCUGGCCCGCAAUAGCCCAAACUGCAUCCGUCUGGCUUUUGAACCCUCAUUCGUUAGAUUUUUUUUUCUUAAAAAAAAAAA
Molecule: messenger RNA, 1462 nt
Organism: Verruconis gallopava
Lineage: Eukaryota; Fungi; Ascomycota; Dothideomycetes; Venturiales; Sympoventuriaceae
Exons: 2
Coding region: 207-1058 (283 amino acids)
Cellular component (GO): proteasome core complex
Molecular function (GO): threonine-type endopeptidase activity
Source: RefSeq, a predicted model, not a curated record